AUGGCCGCUAAGCCCGUCGAUCCCUGGAACACUUGCCUUAACACUACUCUUGAGGAGGAAGACAAGGAAGUCUUUGCCAUUGUCGAGAACGAAAAGUUGCGUCAAUGGUCUGGUUUGGAGCUUAUUGCUUCUGAGAACUUCACCUCUCAAGCUGUUAUUGAAGCCAACGGUACUCCUUUGACCAACAAGUACUCUGAAGGUCUUCCUGGUGCCCGUUACUAUGGUGGCAACGAAUUCAUUGACGAGUUGGAAAACUUGUGCCGCAAGCGUGCUCUUGAUGCUUUUGGCUUGAACCCUGAACAAUGGGGUGUCAACGUUCAACCCUACUCUGGUAGCACUGCCAACUUUGCUGCUCUCACUGCUCUCAUUCAACCCCAGGAUCGUUUGAUGGGUUUGGAUCUUCCCUCUGGUGGUCACUUGACUCAUGGUUACCAAACCAACAAGAAGAAGAUCUCUUCUUCUUCCAUCUACUUCCAAUCCAUGCCUUAUCAAGUUGAUCCUGCCACUGGUUACAUUGACUACAAGCGUCUUGAGGAAAAUGCAGCCUUGUAUCGUCCCAAGCUUUUGAUUUGUGGUGCUUCAGCAUACCCCCGUGAGUGGGAUUAUGCUACCAUGCGCCGCAUUGCCGACCAACACGGUGCUUAUCUCAUGUGUGAUAUGGCUCACAUUUCUGGUUUGAUUGCUGGCAAGGAAGCUAUUUCGCCUUUCGACUUUUGUGAUGUUGUCACUACUACCACUCACAAGACUCUUCGUGGUCCUCGUGCUGGUCUUAUCUUCUUCCGCCGCGACAAGGGUGAUGAUCUUGAAAAUCGUGUGAACCAAGCUGUCUUCCCUUCGUGCCAAGGUGGUCCUCACAACAACACCAUUGCCGCUAUUGCUGUUGCUCUUAAGCAAGCUGCUUCUCCCGAAUUCCAACAAUACGCCAAGCAAGUCCGUGCCAAUGCCAGCAAGCUUGCUGAUGCUCUUGUCGGCUAUGGCUACAAGCUCGCAUCGGGUGGUACCGAAAACCACUUGAUCUUGUGGGAUCUUAAGCCACAAAAGUUGACUGGUUCCAAGGUUGAACGUAUUUGCGACAUGGUCCACAUUACCAUCAACAAGAACUCUAUUGCUGGUGACAAGUCAGCUGUCACCCCUGGUGGUGUUCGUCUUGGUACCAACGCUCUUACUUCGCGUUCCAUGAAGGAGGAGGAUAUGGUCAAGGUUGCUGAGUUCCUUCAUCGUACCGUUCAAAUCGCCACCAAGGUUCAAGAACAAGCUGGCUCCAAGCUCAUGAAGGACUUUGUGGCUCAUUGUGAUGGUAAUGAGGAAAUUGCUCAACUCAAGAAGGAGGUUGUCGAAUUCGCUCGUUCCUACCCCAUGCCUGGCUUCGAUGCUACCAAGAUCAAGUCCACUGUCACCAUCUAA
Messenger RNA from Lichtheimia ornata, 1404 nucleotides. RefSeq lists its product as uncharacterized. The coding region runs from base 1 to 1404 and encodes 467 amino acids. Gene Ontology annotation, molecular function: pyridoxal phosphate binding; serine binding; cobalt ion binding. Gene Ontology annotation, biological process: folic acid metabolic process; L-serine catabolic process; tetrahydrofolate interconversion. The transcript is spliced from 2 exons. The record is from RefSeq and is a predicted model, not a curated record. Lineage: Eukaryota; Fungi; Mucoromycota; Mucoromycetes; Mucorales; Lichtheimiaceae. Gene Ontology annotation, cellular component: cytoplasm.